AUGCCGUGGAGCGUACUGAAGCACGUAGAGCAAACGUUGCUGUGGAGUGUUCCACCGGAGCCCACAGGGCCCCAGUGGGCUGACGACGUCUUCACCGCAGCCAAAAUCUCGACAGUCUUGAGCAGCAUCGAGGACGAACUCACAGAUAGCUGCAGCUCCGGGGUAUUCUCUAGCGACGAAGACGCAGAUUGGAGCAGCGACGAGGUCAGUCUGGACGGCGAUUCGGACGACGAAGACGAAAUGUACGCAUAUCAAGGUGAACGAUGGUACUGGACGCCGCCUAGCUCGCUGAAUAGCGUCCAGAGCUUUGAGGAGAAGUACGAAUCUUUAAGUCAGCGUAGCGCAGACUUGGAGGAGUUCGGACUGGAACGAGGCGACGAGCACUACCGACGCCCUACGAUGUACGCUAUGCCCUCGAUCGACUUUGCCUCCGGUGGAGUCGUUGACUCGUGGGUCGAUCGCUACGGGUCCAGCAAGGAUGACUUUACGUACGUCGCGACUUUGCCCAAGGAUGACGAGGAAUCUCAGGAACCUCACAUAGUGCAGGGAUUUUACAUCCCGGUGCUGUAG
Phytophthora nicotianae INRA-310 is the source of this 570-nucleotide messenger RNA. RefSeq lists its product as hypothetical. The transcript has a single exon. The coding region runs from base 1 to 570 and encodes 189 amino acids. Lineage: Eukaryota; Oomycota; Peronosporomycetes; Peronosporales; Peronosporaceae. The record is from RefSeq and is a predicted model, not a curated record.